Molecule: messenger RNA, 1857 nt
Organism: Fusarium poae
Lineage: Eukaryota; Fungi; Ascomycota; Sordariomycetes; Hypocreales; Nectriaceae
Exons: 3
Coding region: 1-1857 (618 amino acids)
Biological process (GO): nucleosome assembly
Cellular component (GO): nucleus; CAF-1 complex
Source: RefSeq, a predicted model, not a curated record
AUGCCUCCCCUCCGCGAACUUUCACCGAACAUUCAGGAAUCUGAGGCUACCGGCCGGAAGAGAAGUCACGAUGAAUUCACAGGCGAUCCUAUGGUGGUAGACGCUUCUGAAGAUGUCAAGCUACCACCAUCCGUUUCAGACCCGGUCAACAGAGAACACACCGCUACGAAUGGGGAAAGAGCACCCUCACCAGCUUCGUCAGAGCUCAGUGAGCCUGGCACUUGUACGCCACCGCGCGCCUCUCCCUCUCCUCAAACUCCUGCCAAAAAACAGGCAACACAGACCACUGUCGCCUCCGCAUCCAAAUCGACAACUACCCUACCAAAGCGAAAGAAGUUAACACCAGCUGAAAAGGCCGAGAAAGAAAAGGAGGCUGCUAGAGUAAAAGCCGAAAAGGAGAAAGAGGUUGCUCGAGCCCGGGAGGAGCGCGAAAAGAAAGCAGCCAUUCGCCAAGUUGAGAGAGCCAAGGCCGAGGCUGAAAAGGCUGCUAAAGCCAAGGAACGUGAAGAGAAGAAACGCCAAAUUGACGAAGAGAAGAAGCGAAAGGAGGAUGAAAAAAAGAGAAAGGAGGAGGAAAAGGAGAAGAAAGCACGUCAGCAACCAACCCUUGGCGCUUUCUUUAAAGCUCCAAGCACUCCAAAGAAGGCCACCGACAAUAAACAGACUAAAAAUGGCACGCCCAGAGAAUCAAGCCUCACCAAAGACAUCCCCAAGGCUUCCAAAACCGAGUACCAAAAGCUAUUCCAACCCUUUUUCAUCAAAGAUCAUACCAAAGUUGCCCGCAUUGGACCCGAGAUGGACACCGAGACGCGUGAGGCCAAGUCGAAGAUAUUGGAUGAAAGCGUUGAGGGAUUGAGAGAAGGGGAGCUGAACGGCUCUCGAUUUGACCCGGUCCGGCUGUUCGCUCUGCCCAGCAAACCUUGUCCUCGAGGUAUGCUUCAUCAUCCAGUUAAGCACAUUAUGGAGCAAGUUUUCAAGGAGACAGAGAAAGCGGAAAAUGCUGGCCCCGAGCAUGUUGAUAAGAUCAUGCGAGACACACGUCGAAAGCUUUCCAAGGUGCCCAUAAAGGUGAUCUCAUUCUCGCAAGACGUGCGACCGCCUUACUACGGAACAAUAACUUUCAAGCCAUUUGCUCUCGGAAAACUCAACAUGAGUCAAUUGGCCCGCAAGCCGACAGGAAGACGACUGCCUCUAGACUACGACUAUGAUUCUGAAGCUGAAUGGCAGGAGGAAGAAGAAGGCGAGGACCUUGAUGUCGAUGACGACGAAGAGGAAAUGGAUGACGAAGACGACAUGGACGGAUUUCUGGACGAUUCCGAAGACGCUGGGCUAUCAAGGCGGAUCUUUGCCAACACAUUGGAGCCAAAAAGCACCGGAAUCUGUUUUGAGAGUGGAAAUGGUGCUACAAACCAGGUUGCCCACGAUCACAGAAUGGAGUUUAUGCAUGAUGGACUUCAGCAAACUUGGGGCAUCGAUCCAUUCUCGACGCAAUAUUGGGAACCUGAAGUCAAGAACAAAACAGCGAAACCCACAAAGACCACACAGGCAUCCGAGACAGCAAUGAAGAUGCCUCCUCCUCCCACGCCGUCGAAUGCAUUUGCCGCACUGACUGGCGGCAGCAAUAGUGGUAGUGCUCUUAAACUGGUCAAGUCCGAGCUUCUAGAUGACGUGAAGAGAGCUAUUUUGGAGAAUAAAGCUCUUUCCAAGGUUGGAAUUAUUGACUUUAUUUAUCAUCAAUUCCGAGACGGCGCGUCUCGUGUUGAGGUGAAGAAUACAGUUGAGUUGGUGGCAGAGAAAACAGGCAAGGGGCGCACCAAAGAGUGGUCUUUGAAGAGCGGGCAUGAGAUUGCCUCAUGA